This is a messenger RNA of Funneliformis geosporum, 5937 nucleotides long. The record is from the annotation of a GenBank genome assembly. NCBI's taxonomy places the organism in Eukaryota, Fungi, Glomeromycota, Glomeromycetes, Glomerales, Glomeraceae.
AUGGAAUUUAUGAGUGAUAUUGGCUCAGGAGCCGAUAUUUACCGUCCCUCGUUGUUCGAGUUAGUCGCACAAGAAAAAUUGCGCGAUCUCAUUCAACCAGCCGUCAAAUAUAUUUUAUCGGUCUAUGCUCAACGAUAUCCUCGAUACUUGCUUCGCUUAUUUAAUCAAUUUGAUGAAUUUUAUGCUCUUGUUACGUUGUUGAUUGAGAAACAUUACUUGAAAAAUCAUUACGCGUCUUUUGCUGAAAGCUUUUAUGGAUUGAAAAGAAUUCGGUCAAUACGAACAAAAAUAAACUUACCUGAGGCAGCACCGGAUGCCGAUUUACAAAAACUGAAGAAUUCUGAUAUAUGGUUAUCCUUAUGUUUUUUGGUUGGAAUUCCUUACAUAAAAACAAAACUCGAUAAUAAAUAUGAAGAAAUUAGUGGAGGCGCUGGUGCAAGAUUAUUAGGUGUCACAUUUUCUCGAGAAAAUAAUGAUGGACAUAUUCAACAGAUUAAUCGUAGAGAACGUAUACGUCGUUUCAUCCGGCGAUUUUUUAAGAUACUUUAUCCAUGGCUGAACGCUUUUUAUCAUGGUUCAAAUCUAUUAUAUAACAUUUUAUAUUUAUAUGAUAAAACGUGUUAUUAUACACCAUGGUUAAGAUUAAUGGGCAUAGAAACCCGUAGAAUGACUGCACAAGAUUACCGUGAGCAGUCUGAAAGAAGAAAGAAUUCAUCUAGAAAUAAAUUGCAAUCUACAACGCUGCUUCAAACCAGCCGUUAUUUUUCAAGCCUGAUUUUAUCGGAUUUGCUAGACUUUCUCAAAAUUCUAUUGCCAAUGUCUAUAUUCUUUUAUAGAUUCCUGGAGUGGUGGUAUUCGAGCGAAUAUGCAAGACAACCGGGUCGUGUCGAUGGAAUAAAUGUGCCACCUCCUGAAAUCAUAGCGCCUGAUCCGCGAGGAAUUCCACUUCCAGAUACACCUAAUCUAUGUCCGAUUUGUUCGAAUCUUUUGACUAAUCCAACAGCACUUUCAUCCGGGUAUGUUUUUUGUUAUCUUUGCAUUUCUCGUCAUAUCGAGGAUUAUGGGAGAUGUCCAAUAACUUUGAUCAAAGUUGAGAUCGAUGAACUAAGGAAGAUCGAAUAUAAAAAAAUGAAUACCAACUCAGAAACAGAAACUAAUUUAGAAAAGGGGGUUACUAUCGAACCACAAUCUUUUGACAUUAUACAAGAAAGAAUAUCGACUAACUCAGAAACAGAAACUAAUUUAGAAAAGGGGAUUAAUAUCGAACCACCAUCUUUUGACAUUAUACAAGAAAGAAUAUCGACCCCCAACAAUUUAUCAGAAGAAAUUCUGUCGGAAAAAAUUCAAGAUAAAGUUUCAGAAGCAGAUACUGAAUCUUCAACAAAAACUAAUACAUCAUCAAACUUGCGGAGGUCAACGAGAACAAGGAAACCACCAAGUUGGUUGUUGCAAGAUGAUUCAUUAAUCACCCGGCGGAAAUCACGCCGAAUAGAUAAUAAGGGCGAGGGAGAUGAUGAUAAAAAACAUGUUUCAGAUGGUGAACCGAUCAAUGACAUCAAUAAAUCAACACAAAAUGUUAAGAGAAAGCGUGGAAGACGUAGUGAGGAUAAUACCCCAGAUGAAAUAAUCAAUGAGUCUAAUACUCCAGUUCCCGAAAUCAUAAUAGUUAUGGGAGAACCAGAAGUUCAAUUACACAGUGAAGAUAUUGAUAAAAAUAUUUCCGAUGAACUUGCGAAUGAUUCAAAUGUAUCAGUGCCGAAUAUUCAGAAAAAGCGGGGAAGAAGAAUGAAGAAUUCAUCUACUCAAAAUAGUGAAAAAAAUGGUUCUGAGAAUGGAACAGAUGAAUCAAAUACAACGGUACCCAAAAUUCGACGAAAGAGAGGAAGGUCGAUGAAAGGAUCUUCUCAACAAUCUAACGAUGGUUAUGAAAUUGCCAAUGAAUCAAAUGGCUCAGCACCCGAAGUUCGGAAAAAACGAGGAAGGCCAAGAAAGGAUUCUUCCACAAAGUCUAGUGAAAUUCUUGAUAGAAAUAGUUCUGAUGAUAGUAUGAAUUAUAACGAAUCCGAUACUUCAGAACCAGAAGUACGAAAAAAGAGAGGAAGACCUAAAAAGUCAACUUCGAAAUUAGGCUCGGUGAAGCCGACUACAGAAACUCGUAGAGCAAAGAAGACAAAAACGCGCCAAUCUACGCAACAAAGUACACCUGAGAAUACAUCAGAGAAUUCACCUGAAAAUAUAAAUAAAGGAACUUAUGAGGAUAAUCUUACUUCACAACCGUCAAUUCCGAUUGAACAAAGUACUACGAGAAAUUCUCUUAAUCCUUUAGAAGAUAGUGGAAUGUCACUUUAUCAGGCGGUUCUUAUGCUAGAUAGAGAUUUAGAGAGUACUGUAUCUGAUUGGGUAGAGACUUAUGAAGUUGAUAAUCAAAAAGCUUUACUUAUAUUGAUAAAUUUCAUAAUUCGGUCGUGCGGAUGUCCUAAGACAAUCGAACAGGAGGCCAUUGAAGAUGAAGAUGCUAUUGUUGAAGUUCUAAGCGAACUGCAAAAUGCAUUUAAAAAGGAACUUGUUACAGAUUAUCCUCUUGUUUCAAAGGCCAGGGAUUUUAAAAAAUUCCGCAGAAGUUUUUUGGAAUUUUUUCAUCGGCUGAUAAAACAAGUUAAACAUUCUAUAUUGUAUGACGGCCUCUUCUGUGAAACUAUAUAUGCUUGGGUGUGUUCAAUGUCAAGUUCCGCUUUCCGUCCAUUUCGACAUACUGCAGCCGCAAUUGCUCUAUACUUAUUAAGCUGCCUUUGCGAGGUCGCUCAAGAGGUUCGAAACGAAUUGAAUAUUGCUACUCGUCAGUUAACUUCGGAACAAAUUAAAAACAAGAACUCAAGGAAUUUAAGGAACCAAGAUAGGAUGAGUAGCUUGCGUUCAAAAACUGUAGAAUUGACGGAGAAAAAACAACAAUUAGAAUCAUAUUUCAACGAUUUUUUUAAUGGUGUAUUUAUUCAUCGCUAUCGAGAUGUCGAAGCAAUAAUACGCGCAGAGUGCGUUAAAGAAUUGGGAGUUUGGAUCGUAAAAUAUCCUGAUCGAUUUUUAGAAGAUAAAGUUACGAGAUAUCUCGGUUGGCAAUUGUCUGAUAAAUCUCCAAUUGCUAGAGUAGAGGCAAUUAGGUCGUUAUCGCGUCUCUACAUUAAUGAGACGUUCAUAAGUGGAUUGCGCAAUUUCACCGAACGGUUUAAACCACGUUUAAUUGAAAUGGCUUUACGAGAGGCCGAGCUUAGUGUUCGCAUUACUACUAUUAGUUUGUUAACCCAAAUAUAUAAAGCAGGAUUGUUAGAAGAUGAGGAUCGUGAUGAAUUAUCACAUCUUAUAUAUAGUGAUUUACCAAAAGUGAGAAAAUCGAUAGCUCCAUUCGUUAAAGAUUUAUUAGACGAAGAUUUUAUUAGCUCGAAAUUUACAAAAGUUCAAGCUUUUUUGUCCAGUAACGACACUAAACGAAAAAACAGAAGUGCAAGUAAUGAAAUUGUAAAUUCUGUAAGACGUGAAUGGGUGACUUUUAAAUGUUUGGCGGAAUUCUUGGUAAAAUACAGAAGGCCGAAAGAAGUCAUUGGAGAUGUAAAAAAUAAUAGAAUAGCAUUAGCUAUUGAAGCUCUUUGGGGUGAAAUGGAAACAUUACAUGACUGGCAUAGUUUAGCCGAGUAUCUUUCCAAAGAUCAUUCCCUAACAGAUAAUUCUAGUACUGCAAAAGGAUCUCAGGGGGAGAACGAUCCUAUAGAUGCCAUCGAGGAUUGUUAUAGACUUAGCGAACGUGAAGAAUCUGUGUUAGUUCAGGUUUUUGUUGCUUGUCUUAAACUAAUUCUUGUUGAUCCAUUAAGCAGAGAUAAGAAAAAGACUGAAGCACAAAUUGAAGAAAUACGCGAAGAAAUUUCAAGAAAGAUGGUACAUAUUUUGCCCAGACUAUUGACAAAAUAUGCCCCUGACGCAGGCCGGAUAGCAGAAGUGUUGCAAAUACCACCAUUAAUGAAUUUACAAGUGUAUUCAGAAUUACGUAUGUUAAAGGCUUACGAGUUGCUAAUUGAUGAUGUUAAGAAGCUUUUCUUGAAACACACACAUCUGCUGGUUCUUAAUCAUGCCGUUAGAACUUUUUCACACAUGGAGGCAUAUGAAACCUUUUCCUCGAUUACAGAGACUAACUUGGGAGAUUUACAAGAGAUAGUUAUCCAAACGUUUAUAGAGGAAUGUGAAAAUAAGGAACUAUUGACAAUGGAGUUGAUUAGCGAUCAAGUACAUUCAUUAAGAGUGGCUUUAACUCGGUUGGAGACAUUAAUUGGUUAUAAGUGUAUGAUUGAAGUCGUUGAAGAGAGCGACGAUAAUCGCAAGGACAUGUAUUCUUGUUUCAUAGAAUUGACUCGGCGUGGUUUAUUGAGUAAUUAUGACGAACAGCAGAUCGUCUGUUCAGCAAUUAGUUGCAUUUGGAACUAUCUGCUUUGGAAAGCUAAUGAAUUGCUUAUUUCCAAAAGUCAACCGCCUUCAGAGAUACCGCUUGAUAAAAUUAAUGACUUAAUUAUUAGAAGAGAUCAGAUAGUUCAAACUUUAUUUGAAGUUGGCUUAUCGAUUUCUUCGGAGGCACUUUUGAAGGUUAAAACAGCGGCAUUUUCGACUCUUGGUAACAUAUAUUGGUUGUUUUCGAGUGAUAUAUUUAAUCCUGAAAUUCGUCAGCCUAGUUUUUCCAAAUUGAAUCUUUCCUGCCAUCCAGAAUUUCAAGAAAGAAUUGAACAAUUUGUAACUGAGGAAAUUCAAAAUUUUAGAAAUACAAUAUCAUCAGUGAAAUUAAAGCUCGAAGAAGAAACAAGAUCAAGAUUAGAGGAAACAGCAUUAAAAAUAUUAGAAGACGCGUUGAGUAAAAAGUUAGAAACGGCGCAAAACAAAGAACAAAUUGAAAACGAAAUUGAAACAAUUAGAGAAAGAAUAGAUUACAUCCAGAACGAGGAUGAUGAAACCGAAAAACUUUUAGAAUAUGAACAAAUUAUAACACAAUUAAACGAAACACUUGCACAAGAAUAUGAAAAUUUUAGAGAACAAGAAUAUGAAAAACUUAAAAAAUUAAUUAAAAAUAUAGAGAUGUUUAUUGAUCCUGAAGAAAAGCAACAGAUUUUGGAAAUCAUUGGAACCCUUGCACGAGGAGUUAGAGGUGGUUGGUUUCAAGAUUCACGUGUCGCCAUUAUAUUAUGUCAAUUAGGAACUCUUGUUAGCGAUAUUGACGACUUAAUUCGAAAACUAGUCCAAGAUUUCAAGGAUCGUGUAUCAGGAGGCGAAGCAAAAUUAUUUGCAAAUAUUUUCAUUUCAUCAUUAAAAAAGUCUCAUGAACUUUACGUGGAAAGUCAUGUUGACACAAUGAAUGGAACUACAUCACUUGCUCGUCUUUGUGCAAAUGCAUUGCAAUUACGAGAAACUAAUGACAAGGCUUCACGCAAGAAUGUUGAUUGUUUUGUUGAUUUUCAUCAUAAAGGAAUUUCGUUUAUAACUUCAAUGAUAACGAAAUUCAGAGUACUUGAUAAAAGUGAAGAAGUUACAAAAUCAAUUAGAUUCUUCAAGAUUUUAAACACGUUUAUCGUAGGAAUGAAUGUAAAUGGUGCUCGACAAAUAUACUCAAUCCUUCAACAAGAAAUGAAUAUCCAUGAGAUUAGCCCGUCAGAAUUGGAUAAACAAUGGGAACCUUAUUAUUUGUACGUGCAGAAGCUUAAUAACAUAUUAACAAAAGGAGGAGUUAGGAUAGGUAAUAAACGAUCCGCACCAGUUGAUGAUGAUGUUGAGAAUUUGAGAUCUCCAAAGAAAAGAAAGCCUCCUACCAACAAAGAGGAUGCCAGAAACGGUGAAAGAAAUGAAGGGUCAGAUAGUGGUGAAAGUUUUCAAAGUCUGACCGAUGUCCGUACCAAGAAGGUACGACGAUAA